Molecule: messenger RNA, 9148 nt
Organism: Pseudophryne corroboree (corroboree frog)
Lineage: Eukaryota; Metazoa; Chordata; Amphibia; Anura; Myobatrachidae
Gene: NOTCH3
Product: notch receptor 3
Exons: 34
Coding region: 93-7343 (2416 amino acids)
Biological process (GO): axon guidance; regulation of developmental process; Notch signaling pathway
Cellular component (GO): signaling receptor complex; cell surface; plasma membrane
Molecular function (GO): signaling receptor activity; protein binding; calcium ion binding
Source: RefSeq, a predicted model, not a curated record
GCACUCCCACGGAUCAGUUUGACUCAGUCACCGGACAGAGAGAAUCAGCUCCGGGCUGUUUGGGCUCCCCGGGGCAGGAUAACAGCAACAGCAUGGGGCAGCCGGCGAUGUACGGACUAGUCUGGGCCACUGCUGUGCUGCUGAGUCAGGCUGGAAGAAUCCACGGGUUCCAAUGCCUGGAUUCCUCCAGACCGUGUCAGAAUGGAGCAAAAUGUACAAUGUAUUCGAAUGGAGACGCUACCUGCCUAUGUACCUCUGGCUGGUUGGGGGAGCACUGCCAAUUUAAAGAUCCAUGUGUGCCAACUCCCUGUGUUAAUGGAGGGGCCUGCCAAAGCUCGAUCAAAGGUGGUACUGUGCAGUAUGAAUGCAGUUGUGCUAAGGGUUUCAGAGGGCAAGAUUGUUCACUCAUUGAUGCCUGUGCCUCCCACCCGUGUGAGAAUGGUGCCCGAUGUUCUAAUUGGAAUGGACGUUACAACUGUACCUGCCCUACAGGAUACCAGGGGCGCAGCUGUAGGACAGAUAUUGAUGAGUGUCGGACACCUGGACUCUGCCAAAAUGGAGGUCAAUGCCAUAACACUCCCGGUUCUUUUCGUUGCCGCUGCCCAAGCGGUUACACUGGCCAGUUGUGCGAGGCCACCUACGUUCCUUGCUCACCCUCUCAAUGCCAAAAUGGAGGCACCUGCCGACCAACCGGUGACCUCACCUACCAGUGUGUCUGCCUGCCAGGUUUUGAAGGCCUAAACUGUGAAAUAAAUGUAGAUGACUGCCCUGACCACAGAUGUAUGAACGGUGGCACUUGCGUGGAUGGCGUGAACACCUAUAACUGCCAGUGUGCCCCAGAGUGGACAGGUCAAUUCUGCACAGAAGAUGUGGAUGAGUGUCAGCUCCAGCCCAACGCCUGCCACAAUGGGGGGACCUGCUUUAACACUCAGGGGGGACACACGUGCGUGUGUGUCAAUGGCUGGACAGGGGAGAGCUGCAGCGAGAACAUUGAUGACUGCGCCAUCGCCGUCUGUUUCAACGGAGCCACAUGCCACGACCGCGUGGCCUCCUUUUACUGCGAGUGUCCCAUGGGCAAGACAGGUCUCCUGUGUCAUCUGGAGGAUGCCUGCGUCAGUAAUCCAUGCCACAAGGAUGCCAUGUGUGACACUAACCCAGUGAACGGGCGGGCUAUCUGCACCUGCCCCCCUGGUUUUACAGGGGGCGCUUGUGACCAGGAUGUCGAUGAAUGCUCGAUAGGUGCCAAUCCCUGUGAACACUUUGGGCGCUGUGUGAACACGCAGGGUUCCUUCCAGUGUCAGUGCGGUCGGGGCUACACCGGGCCUCGAUGUGAAACGGACGUCAACGAGUGUAUGUCCACCCCUUGUCAGAAUGACGCCACCUGUUUGGAUCGUAUUGGAGAAUUUACCUGUAUCUGCAUGGCUGGUUUCACUGGUACGUUCUGCGAGUUGAACAUCAAUGAGUGUGACAGCAGCCCAUGCGUUAAUGGCGGACUCUGUAAAGACGUGGUGAAUGGAUUUACCUGCAGCUGUCCGGCUGGUUUUACCGGUUCCAUGUGUCAGAUAGACACUGAUGAAUGCGCCAGUACACCCUGCAAGAACGGAGCUAAAUGUGUGGAUAGGCCUAACGGUUACGAGUGCCGUUGUGCGGAGGGUUUUGAAGGUCCUCUCUGUGACCGUAACAUUGACGAAUGCUCUCCUGACCCUUGUCACCAUGGCAAAUGCCGUGAUGGCAUCGCCAGUUUCACCUGCACAUGUGACCCAGGGUAUACCGGCUAUCGCUGUGAGAACCAGAUUAACGAAUGUCACAGUAAUCCAUGUAUGCACGGAGGAAAAUGCAUUGACCUGGUCAACAGAUACUUGUGUUACUGUCAGACUGGAACCAAUGGAGUGAAUUGUGAGUACAAUUACGAUGACUGCGCCAGCAACCCAUGUGACUAUGGAGAAUGCAAGGAUGGCGUUAACCGAUAUGACUGUGUCUGCAAACCUGGAUUUACAGGUCCUCUCUGUAAUAUUGAGGUGUCCCCAUGUGCGUCCAACCCAUGCAAAGCUGGUGGUACCUGCCAGACUAUACAAAGUGGCUUCCGUUGCCUAUGCCCAGAGGGUGGGGGUCCUCGUGACACUCUGUGUAAUCCCACUCAGCUCUGCGCGCCCGGGUGUGUCCACGGCGUGUGCCGCAAAUUCACAGAAGGAUAUUCAUGUGAAUGCCAUCCAGGCUGGACGGGGGUAAUGUGCGACCGGCGGAGCACAGAUGGCUGUACAACCAGCACUUGUCAAAAUGGAGGCACCUGCAUUGACCAUGCUGGAGGACCGCUCUGUCACUGCAGAGACGGUUUCCGUGGUAAUUUAUGCCAGAUUAAUAUUAAUGAGUGCUCGUCAUCACCUUGUCUGAAUGGAGGGACCUGUGUGGACAGCAUUGCGCGAUUCAGCUGCUUGUGUACACUGCCAUAUACAGGUCUGUUAUGUGAGACGCUACUCGCCCCCUGUAACCAUGAGCCUUGUCAUAAUGGCGGCAUCUGCAGACCUACCGCAGACUACAAGAGCUACUCCUGUAAAUGUUCCACUGGCUGGGAAGGGGAGUCAUGUGACAUUGACAUGGAUGAGUGCGGUAGAAGCCCAUGCCAAAAUGGAGGACAAUGCACAAAUCUUCCUGGAGGAUACAACUGUGCGUGCAAACCAGGAUACACAGGGCCCGACUGUGAGACGGAUAUUAAUGACUGUUCCCCAAAUCCCUGCCUCAAUGGUGGUUCCUGUAAGGACGGGAUAAACUCUUUCUUCUGCACCUGCCAGCCUGGGUUCACUGGAUUGAGAUGCAUAAAUGAAAUUAAUGAGUGUCUCAGCAACCCAUGCCGUAAUGGGGCCACCUGCUCGGACUUUGUCAACAGCUAUGUGUGUGUCUGUGCUCCCGGAUACACCGGGCCUGCCUGCGAGACCAACAUACAGGAUUGCACAGAAAGUUCUUGUUUCAAUGGAGGCACCUGUGUGGAUGGUGUGAACACUUACACCUGCAUCUGCGGCUCUGGCUUCACCGGAAGUCACUGCCAUCUUGAAGUGGAUGAGUGUGCCUCGCGGCCCUGCCAGAAUGGAGCUGUUUGCGUGGACAGGGUUGAGUCCUAUCGCUGCAUCUGCCCAACUGGUUACACAGGGGUGCAGUGUCAGAAUCUACUGGAUCUCUGUCGCCGCUCUCCCUGCCAGAAUGGGGGUCGUUGUACACAGAUAGGCUCCUCUAUCCGCUGCGAGUGUAAUUCAGGAUGGACAGGAAGUUACUGUGACGUGCCCCGCGUCUCCUGUGACGUGGCAGCGAGCAGGAGAGGUGUACGUGUUGAUCAGCUGUGUGAGUCCGGUGGAACCUGUAUGAAUACUGGGAACUCUCAUAAGUGUUUCUGCAGAGGUGGCUACACAGGCAGCUACUGUGAAAGCCCUAUCAAUCAGUGUGACCCAGAUCCCUGCCUUAAUGGAGGCUCCUGUCACAGCUACCUUGGUGGCUAUGUCUGUGAGUGCCCGGCCGGAUAUGAAGGAACAAACUGUGAAAUUGACAUAAAUGAGUGCCAGUCUCACCCAUGUCAGAAUGGAGGAACCUGUAUUGAUCUGGUUGGGCGCUAUAUCUGCGCCUGUCCCCCGGGAACACUUGGCGUGCUUUGUGAGAUCAAUGAGGACGACUGUUCUACCUUCAUUAAUCCUGGGCAGCCCAAAUGUUUAAACAAUGGAACCUGUGUGGAUAAAGUUGGGGGCUACCGCUGCAACUGCCCUCCUGGUUACACUGGCGAAAGAUGCGAGGGUGACAUCAAUGAGUGCUUGUCCGGUCCUUGUAUUGCCCAUAACACUCGAGACUGUGUCCAGAUGGCCAAUGACUAUCAGUGCAUAUGCAAGAACGGGUAUACCGGACGGCGCUGCCAGAGUGUGGUGAAUACUUGCGAGUCCCGGCCUUGCCAAAAUAAGGGUGUCUGCCGUGUGACAGUAAAUACCCCUCUUGGGUACACCUGCCGCUGUACCUCAGGUUUCUCUGGACCCUCCUGUGAGCGCCCCCUGAAUUCCUGCAGGGAUAUUGGCUGUCCAUCUGGCUCCACUUGUUUCCAGACACCUCAGGGUCCUCACUGCGGCUGCCCACCUGGUGUUGUUUGCCAACCUCCUGUGAAUAGCACCGCUCUUCCUCAGUCACCACAUCUGCCCUGUUCCCGUUCCCCUUCCCCAUGCCAAAAUGGUGCCCAGUGCAUCCCGUCUGCCAAGUUUCCAUAUUUCACUUGCCAGUGCCCACCUAACCUAGCUGGACCACGAUGUGAGAUGCUGCUUCGUACCGGGCCCAUCCCCACACAAGCUCCAGAAUGUGGCCCCCCACAGUGCUUAGGAAAAAUUGGAGAUGGCCAUUGUGACCGGGAAUGCAACUCUGUGGAAUGUCGGUGGGAUGGUGGAGAUUGUGCCUUGAGCAUAGAUGACCCAUGGAAGAACUGUCCGUGGCAAAGUUGCCGUCUCCUUUUCAACAACUCGCGGUGUGAUCCGGAAUGUGCAUCAGCCGGCUGCCUCUAUGAUAACUUUGACUGUCGUGAUAGGAGCGAGCGGAGCUGCACCCCGGUCUAUGAACAGUACUGCAUAGAUCAUUAUGGAGAUGGCCGCUGUGAUCAGGGUUGUAACUCGGUGGAAUGUGGCUGGGACGGACUGGACUGUGCCGGAGGCUCGGACGGGGAAAAGCUGGCAGAUGGAGUGCUUGUCGUUGUGGUGCUGCUACCUCCAGAGGAACUGCUGAAGGAAAGCAAGGCCUUCUUGCAGAGACUCAGUGCCAUCCUACGCACAGCUCUGCGGUUCCGUGUGGACAAAGAUGGACAGUACUUAAUUAAGCCAUACCGGAAAAGUCAGGCAGCAGAGAGACGGGUGAAGAGAGAGCUGGACAGUGAUAUCAUAGGGUCCGAGGUGUCGCUGGAAAUUGAUAAUCGUUUGUGUAUGAAACCGGUGGACAAAGAACAGUCUGAGUGUUUCCCUGAUGCAAAGAAUGCGGCGGACUAUCUGGCUGCCCUGAGCGCUGUAGAGCGACUGCACUUCCCUUAUCCAAUGAUAUCUGUGCGCGGUGAUAAAAUCGAAGAGCCAACCUCACCGUUCCAUCUACUGCCGCUAGUGGGAGUAGCCGGUUUGCUGGUCUUGGUUGUGGGAGUCUUAGGAGUCCUGGUGUCUCGUAGGAAGAGAGCCCAUAGCACUCUGUGGUUUCCAGAAGGAUUCAUCAUGAAGAAGGAAAGAGACCGCAGGGAGCCAGUGGGACAAGAUGCUCUUGGUUUGAAGAACAUUGCCAAGGCAGAGCGCCUCAUGGAGGACCCAUUCGAAGACUGGACAGAAACUGACUGUCCUGAGACCAAGAGACUGAAGUCAGAGGAGCUUUCUCCUUGUCGCCAGGAUCCCGUGGACCCGCGCCCUUGGACUCAACACCAUUUGGCAGCUGCUGACAUUAGACUUCCCCCAGCUACAGCAUUGACACCCCCUCAGGGCGACUAUGAGUGUGACGGUAUGGAUGUGAACGUGAGAGGGCCAGAUGGAUUCACCCCACUCAUGUUGGCUUCCUUCCUGGGUGGUGGGCUGGAGCCAGAGUCUCAGGAAGAGGAGGAAGAGGGUGAAGUCUCGGCUAUCGCUGACUUAAUCUGCCAAGGGGCGUCUCUCGGGGCACAGACAGACCGAACGGGCGAGACCGCACUACACCUUGCAGCGCGCUAUGCCCGAGCAGACGCUGCUAAGAGACUGCUCGAUGCUGGAGCGGACCCCAACGCUCAGGAUAAUACAGGCCGCACCCCGCUGCACGCAGCUGUGGCCGCUGAUGCCCAAGGAGUCUUCCAGAUCCUGAUCAGGAACAGAUCCACAGACUUAGAUGCUCGGAUGGGUGAUGGGUCCACAGCGCUCAUCUUGGCUGCCCGAUUGGCAGUGGAGGGGAUGGUGGAAGAACUGAUAGCGUGCCACGCUGAUGUCAAUUCUGUGGAUGAACUUGGCAAGUCCGCUCUGCACUGGGCAGCAGCAGUGAACAACAUUGAAGCAGCUCUGGCACUGUUAAAGAACGGAGCCAACAAGGACAUGCAGGACAGCAAGGAGGAAACCCCGUUAUUCCUGGCUGCCCGAGAAGGGAGUUACGAGGCAGCAAAGGUCCUCCUUGACCACUACGCCAACCGUGAGAUCACAGACCAUAUGGACAGACUCCCUCGGGACAUAGCACAGGAGAGAUUGCAUCAUGAUAUUGUUCAGCUCCUGGAGGAACACAACACUGUUAGAGGUUCCCAAGGGACAAUGGGAGGACACACGAUGUCACCACUUCUCUGCCCUCCCAACGGCUACAUGGGCAACAUCAAGCAGACGCCUCAAGGCAAGAAGAGCCGCAGAGCGAGUGCCAAAGCGGGUGGAGCCAGUCUGAGUCGAGGAGAAUCUAAGGAAGCAAAGAGCAGAAAUAAGAAGCUGUCUCUUGACUGCCCUCCUGGCAGCGGAGGUCUGAUGGAGAGCUCGGUCACCCUGUCACCUGUAGACUCCCUUGAUUCGCCCCGUGCUUACAGUGCCAAUCCUGGCUCCCCAGCAAUGCAAGCCCCUGGCACUUUUCACCUUGGCUCCCUGUCUGUGCCCUCCACUCCUCUUGUUAAUGGGCUUAUGGAAGGGCCUUUUGCUGUGUCCUUGGCACGUUUAAAUGAGAUUGGAGAGUCCCAAGGAGGCACAAUGUUGGCUCUGCAAGGUAGAGUGCCAUUACAAUGCACACCAGGCUGUGUUGUGAAUGGUUUAAAUAUUGGUAUGUUGAACCCAGGCAACAUGUCCUUUGCAUGGCAGAACACUGUAAACCCUUCACAUGGCACACGCAAUGUAAUGGGAGGGGCUCCAGUAGGGUCUGUUCCCAACUUACAUCAGCUGCAUGCUCACCAAGUCUUGAUGUUGCAGAACCAGAUGGCGAUGCAGAGUCCUGUGAAGAUGUCUAUGGAACAACAGUGUCAGAUGGGCCCUAUAGCCCCUAACACAGCUCAUCUGAGACAGCAGAGCAUGCCGCAUGUGGCCGACAGAUCUGCUCAGCCUCUUACCCCCACUGAAGGAAACUACUUUAAGCAGCAGAGUGUAGUCAGAGAAGGCAGCAUUCAGACACCGCCAGCUGUGCCUGUACCCUCUCAGCAAACCUUCGCACCUUCUCAAGAAGAAACCCCUAAACAUUACCUGCACAUGCCCAGUGAGCACCCCUACCUGACUCCCUCUCCAGAGUCCCCGGAGCAAUGGUCCAGCCCAUCACCUCACUCUGUAUCGGAGUGGUCUGAUGCCACCCCUAGCCCUGUUAUAGUGGGGAGUGCACAUGGGCAGACAUCUCACUUACCUGAGCAAGCCAACAAUAUGCAGGUGUUUGCUUGACCUGCUUAAGGCCCAUCAUUGUUUUGUAGUUGUCCUCAUCCAUUCUGCAUUCUUGUCUUUUUGUUUCUUUUUUUUUUUUCUUUUUUUAUUGUGGCUUAUUUGCCGCUAUGAAUUUUUCUUACUUUUCUAUUUCGUCCUGAACUUGUACAGUGUUUAAAUCUCCACUUGUGCUACGACACAAAGAUCGUCUCAAGUGAUUUUUGUUUUUUAUUUUUUAUAACAUAAAGAAUGUUUUAUGACGGGACCAUGAAGAAAACUUUAUCUACAACGGAACACAUAUAUAUAUAUAUAUAUAAUUUUUUUAUUAUUAUUAUUUUGUAAAGACUUUUAUUUUCUUGGCAAUUUUUGAAGGAAAAAGACUGCACUUUUCUUUCUGCAGGUGAAAAUCGUGUUAUUUGCAAAGAAAAAAAAGGUUACAAUUUAAAACUGUUGGUUCCCUGCUCUUUAAGCUAUCAUCACUGCCCUGUGCUGCUCCGCUUUUGGGGUAAAUUAUAUGACUUUAGAUUGACCUUUUAUAUAUAAGGUAACGUUCUUUUCAACCCUGUUUCCCAAUUUUUAAAGAACUGCCUUGUGGACUGUGUGAAAGCACAAAAUGGUACGUAAUUCACCAAGAAGUGUAAUAUGUUUUGUAGAAAAAAAACAAAACAAAAAAAGACUUUGGUUCCGCACAGUUUUUAUAUUAGAAAGAAAUUGUCACUCAGAUACCUUUUUAACAUGAUUUUUACUUUCAUUUCACAAUGGGUAAAUGUUUUACUAGUUACGCAUUUUAAUGAACUAAAUUGUACAGUUUUUUGUAAAUUUUUUCUGUUUGACAAAUUCCUUCCAAAAACAGUCUAAAAGUUGCUAUUUUGUUCACCGAAAUAUGUAUUUUAUCUCAGUCCUAAUUUCUUUCUUGCUGUUUUCUCGGCAAUAUUUCUUGUUGGAGAAUCCAAUUAAGAGUUUGAAGAAGGGAGGAGGUUAAAUUCUUGACGCGUUUAAAUAAAAUUUGGCCGCCUUUCAGUAAUUAAAAAAAAAAAAAAAAAAGUAUGAAUUCCUUCAGAUUUCAUGAUGAAAGUUGAAGCUUUAACAUUUUUUUUUUUUUUUUUUUACUUAAAAUGCCCCUUGGAUCCUGGGGAAGACCUUUUGGUGUUACCAACUUUGUAAUACUUAAAUUGUAUAAUUUUAGGCUGUAGCCAUAUAUAUAUAUAUAUAUAUUUAAAUAUAUAUUUUUUGUGUACUGGGUAUACAUAGAAACAAUUAAGCUUCUUUCUUUGCAACUGAGAUGACACAGAUAAAAAGAAUACAUUUGUUGGACCAAGCAUUAAGAAUUUUCAUACACCACAAAAUAUACUUUAUUUAUACUGUGGUAUAAAUACAAACCUAUAUAGAUAUAUAUAUAUAAAUUUGCAUAUCUAGAUCAUCAAUUUUGUGUAUCAUUUUAACUCUGCCUUGCAAAUGUAAUAGAUGUUCUUAUGCCUUAAUUUCAGUCUAAUAACUGCCUGCAUCAUUAGACGCUGGGAGGGUUUUUCCUCUCCAAAAAGUUUUGAUAAGUUCAAUGCAUUACACUCAUAAAUAUAGGAUCUGUAAUAUUAAACGUGACCAUAAGGUGUCACUGUUUGAUACCUAGGCAUACCCUUUGUGUUAGUUGUGAGUGAUGGUGGGAUGGUCACAGGUAAAAAAAAAAAACCAUUAGCUAAAAAUAUAUUUUUUUUUUAAAUACAGUUUGACAACUGAGCAAUUCCUGGGCACUGCCAAUAAGAAAGAUAUAUAUAUAUAUAUAUAUAUAUAUAUAUAUAUAUAUAUAUAUAUAUAUAUAUAUAUAUAUA